Messenger RNA from Eruca vesicaria subsp. sativa (arugula), 2266 nucleotides. NCBI's taxonomy places the organism in Eukaryota, Viridiplantae, Streptophyta, Magnoliopsida, Brassicales, Brassicaceae. The record is from the annotation of a GenBank genome assembly.
AUGGUUGUAGAAGACCAAAGCCUUGAAAGUGGCGGAUCCGUCCGUGUGGUCAAAGGAGAGAGUCAUUUCCGUAAUGUGGUGUGGGGUCCAGUGCGGUGGAUAAAGAUGCUGGCCAGAGAGCUUCACUGGAGCUUUGUCUUCGGUGUGGUCUCACUCUACGGUAUAAACCAAGGCCUUGGUGGCUCAUUAGGUCGUGUAGCCACAGAGUAUUACAUGAAAGAUGUUCAAAAGGUUCAGCCUUCAGAGUCUCAGGCUCUCACUGCAAUCACCAAGAUUCCAUGGAUCAUUAAGCCUCUUUGGGGCAUUCUCACUGAUGUUCUUCCCAUCUAUGGCUUCCAUAGACGCCCUUACUUCGUUUUGGCAGGUGUCCUUGGAGUUGUUUCUAUGCUUUUCAUAUCGGUUCUUGGUAAUCUACACCUUUACUUGGCACUGAUGUGGAUGACUAUAUCAAGUGCUGCAAUGGCGAUAGCUGAUGUGACCAUUGAUGCUUGCACUGCUUACAACAGUAUCAAACACCCUUCUCUUGCCUCGGAUAUGCAGAGUUUGUGCAGCUUAAGCUCUUCCAUUGGAGCACUUCUUGGUUUCUUCAUGAGUGGCAUCUUAGUUCAUCUUGUUGGCUCUAAGGGUGUGUUUGGCUUGCUGACACUCCCAUUCGCGUUAGCAUCUGUAGUAGGGAUGGUGUUUAGUGAGUCCCGUGUUCCUGGUUUCUCUUACAAACAGGUAAACCAGAAGUUUAUUGACGCGGGGAGAGCGAUGUGGAGGACAAUGAAGUGCUCAGAUGUGUGGAGGCCGAGUCUGUAUAUGUUCAUUUCCCUAGCUCUUAGUUUGAACAUUCAUGAAGGUCUCUUCUAUUGGUUCACAGAUUCAAAGGAUGGUCCUUUGUUUGCUCAGGAAACUGUUGGAUUCAUUCUCUCAAUUGGAUCAGUAGGGUCGAUACUAGGAGCAACGUUGUACCAGCUAGUCCUCAAGGACCAUCCCUUCCGUGGAAUUUGUUUGUGGACUCAACUUCUGUUUGCCUUAGCAGGAAUGCUUGAUCUCAUCCUUGUGCUACGUCUCAACUUAAAAUUCGGCUUACCAGACUAUCUCUUCAUAGUGGUCGAUGAGGUAGUUUCUCAGAUGAUAGGACGUCUGAAAUGGAUGCCGCUGCUCGUGCUCACUUCAAAGCUUUGUCCUCACGGUAUUGAAGGGACCUUCUUUGCGUUGCUAAUGUCUAUUGACAAUGCAGGCUUCAUGACCUCUUCUUGGCUUGGAGGAGUGUUGUUGCAUGUACUUAAGGUGACUAGGACAGAGUUUGGUAACCUCUGGCUUGCGGUUUUGAUCAGGAAUGUGAUGAGAGUUUCGCCGCUAUUUGUUCUGUUUCUUGUGCCUAAGGGAGAUCAGAACACGUUCAAGCUCCCUGGUGAGAUCAUGGGGGAAGAUUCUGAUGAAGAAAAAGAAGAAGCUCGGAGUUUGGAAUUGGCUUCUCUUGUUCAUUCCUCUGAUAGAAGUUAGCUCACAGUGUUCUCUUGCUAUAGACAAUCUUUGAAGCACAUGCUUCAGUUACUCAGCAUUUUCUCUGAACACCUGCACUGAUAGAAAGUGUAGAUUUUGCAAGUUUGCCACAUUUUUUUUGGUAUAGGACAGUGUCUUGUAAUAUAAGUAGUUACUUAAGAAAAACAUGAACUGGGACUGGAAUACACAAGUGCAAGAUGUGUAGUAGAAUGCAAGAUGUGUAGUAGAAUGAGUUCUACAUAUCUUAAUGGGUUGAAACUUUUUUUAUAGGAACAGUGUUUCCAGUCAUGCAGAGAACAAACCAUGAGGUGAAGGAACAAUCAUCACCUCAAGUCUCUUCUGCCCCAGUCCAUGUCUCUCUCUCUCUGGUUUUACCAGGUCGUGGCUUGAACUCUUUUGACGUUGGUCUCGGUCCCUGUUCAAAUCAUAUUGGUUAGCUCCGUCUCUUAAUCUCCCUUUGUCCCUUUCCCGGUCCAAGUCAUGAUCUCUCUCCCUGGCUGAUGAUUUCCGUGGUGGACUUUGGCUGUGGUUUUCCCCACGGUGUCGCUUUUUAGACGAUUCUCGAGAAUCUUCAGGCCUUGCCUUCCGCUCUACGAUUGAUUUCUCUGCAGUUCUACAGGGCUCUAUUGGAUCAGAACGAACAUGGUCAUGUUCUGGAAUACCCCAAAUUCUAGUCUUAAUGUUGAGAUGAACUCGCGCAUGUAUUGUAACUAAGUUACACAUGAGUAUAAGAACCUGAUCUAAAGAAUUUGCAAAAACGGGUCAAGUACUCAAG